This is a messenger RNA of Saccoglossus kowalevskii, 1632 nucleotides long. Its product is annotated as protein FAM98A-like. NCBI's taxonomy places the organism in Eukaryota, Metazoa, Hemichordata, Enteropneusta, Harrimaniidae. The record is from RefSeq and is a predicted model, not a curated record. Gene Ontology annotation, cellular component: tRNA-splicing ligase complex.
GAAGGGAGUCUCCGAAGUUGGUGUUAUUGCUGUCACCUAAAUUUACAACGUAUCCCACGAGUAAAGCUUUUUUUGAAAAAUGGAAAAUGACAUUCUCGACAGUUUAGAAGAUUUAGGAUAUUCAGGAACAGUUGUACAAGAAGGGGAAUUAUCCAAAGCUCUAGCAGGAGGUCCUAGCUCACCAGAAUUUACAGGCUUGAUAGCAUGGAUAACAUCUGCAUUGAAGCAGUAUUGUGGAUUUGAAGGGUCUGUCAAUGCUACAUCAUCUGCUGAUGAGGCUGAAACUUUUGAACUUGAAGUGAGUUCAUUUCUCCGGGAAUUAGGUUGUCCAUAUCCUGAGUUAACAACAGGAGAAAUGAUUAAUAGAUUAGGAAAUCAUGAAAAUAGAUGCAAUUUAAUUAAUUACCUGGUAACAGAAUUACAGGCUGCAAAGAUUUUUGCAGUAAAACCGCAAAAGUCUGUAUCACAAGCCAAGAAUGAACCAGAAGCUAACUGGAGUGAAACAAGUAAAAUUUUGAAAUCUCUACUAAUAACACUUGGUAUAUCAAGACCACCUCCUGGAAUCACAGAGAAUCAACUAUUCAAUAAAGUGGAAUCAAAAAUACGAGAGCUUGCGAGUCAGUUACCUCCAGAUCAUCUUGGUAAGCCGAUUAUCAAAUCUGCAUUGAGCCCUAAACAGUGGAACAAUUUAGAAGAAAUAAAUGGUGCACUAACUAAAGAAUUUGUAGUCCGAAGAUACAUGUUAUUGAAACGACUUGAUGUCACUGUUCAGUCAUUUAAAUGGUCAGAUAGGAUAAAGGGGAAGGCUGAUCACCUGGCAGCGGUGUAUCAACCAAAAAGAAAAAUGUUAUCUCCUCAAAGUAAAAUAACCAUAGCAGAUUUAGUGGCAUCAAGGGAAGAUUUAAUCAGACUUACAAAGACCAGUAGUGGAUCAGUAAGGGAACACACACAGAGUGCAGUUAAUAAAGUUGUUAUGGGCAUGGUUCCUGACCGCGGUGGUCGACCACAAGAAGCUGCACCUCCACCUCCAGAAAUGCCUGCUUUUACAAAAAGAGUUGACGGUGGUGGAAGGGGAGGUGGAGGAGGACGAGGGGGCAGAGGGGGUGGGGGUAGUGGUAGAGGGGGCGGCUAUCAGCGAGGAGGAGGUCAUCAACAAGGAGGACAACAAGGUGGUUACAAACAAAGUUUUGGGGACCAGAGCUAUCAAAAUUACAGCCAAGGAGGGUAUAAUCAAGGUGGGUUCCAGCAAGGGCAUCAACAACAGGGAUAUCAACAACAGGGAUACCAACAGCAAGGAUACCAACAACAGGGAUACCAACAGCAAGGAUACCAACAACAGGGAUACCAACAGAGUGGUUAUCAAGGAGGAGGAGGAGGAGGAGGAGGAGGGGGUGGUGGUGGUGGUGGUGGUGGUAAUAGAGUCCAAGGAAAUUGGUCAGGUGAUGGACGAAAAGGUAGUGCAGGUGCAGGUGCAGGUGGAGGUGGAUGGAAAGGUAAAGGAAGAGGACGAGGGGGCGGAGGAGGCCAUGUAAUCUGAUAAUGAAAUAUGGUUUAUGUGUAUAAACCGCUACGUAUACUAGCACUUACAGUCAUAGGAGAAUGUAGUGACAAACAUAUAUGUGGUAUGUUGCG